AUGCUAUCUGAAUUAUCAAAUCGUGUUGAAGAGUUUCGAUGCAUAUGUCAAUAUAAGUUAUGGCACGAUGUACCAACUUUCGCUGAAGACGAAGAGCUUCCUCAUGACAUUCGCCAAUGCUAUAUCUUUUUGGACAAGACAUCUCGAUCCUUUUCAGCAGUCAUCAAGACACUUCCAGAUCAACUGAGAGAAGCUAUAAUGCUGUUUUAUCUGAUCCUUCGAGCAUUGGAUACAGUGGAGGAUGAUAUGACCUUGCCUUUAGACAAGAAAAUUCCUAUAUUAAGGUCAUUCCAUGAGAAAAUUGAACAAAAAGGGUGGAAUUUUCAGGAGUCUGGUCCCAAUGAAAAAGAUAGGGAAGUCUUAGUAAAGUUUGAUAUCGUUAUUUCUGAAUUCCUAAAGCUUGAUGAAGGCUAUCGAAACGUUAUUCGUAAAAGCACCAGAGAAAUGGGUGAGGGAAUGGCUCAUUAUGUGACUUUGUCUGGAAAGAACGAUGGAUUUUCUGUUAGUACGGUACAUGACUAUGAUCAAUACUGUCAUUAUGUAGCUGGAUUGGUGGGUAUUGGAUUGUCACGGUUGUUUGCCGAGUCUCAAUUGGAAGAUCCAGAAUUUGCUCAUGCUGUAACCAUCUCCAACUCUCUUGGUUUGUUCUUACAGAAGACAAAUAUUAUCCGUGAUUAUCGUGAAGACUUUGAUGAUAACAGACACUUUUGGCCCAAAGAAAUCUGGUCAAAGUAUGUCACGAACUUUGGCGAAUUUUGCCAACCGGAAAACUCAGAAAAAGCACUUACUUGUCUUUCUGAAAUGACUGCUAAUGCUUUAACUCAUGCUACGGAUGCUCUCACCUACAUUGCUUCUUUACAGGACCAGAAAAUUUUUAAUUUUGUUGCUAUCCCUCAGGUUAUGGCCAUUGCAACCCUAUCAGUUGUUUUUAGAAACCCUACAGUGUUCCAAACUAACGUUAAGAUCCGCAAAGGUCAAGCAGUUCAGAUUGUACUUCAUUCCGUUAACAUAAAAAAUGUUUGUGAUUUGUUCUUGCGCUACACUCGCCAGAUUCAUUACAAGAAUACGCCUAAGGAUCCCAACUUUUUGAAAAUUUCUAUUCAGUGCGGAAAUAUUGAACAAGCCUGCGAAACAAUCUUCCCUCGUCGUUACCGCGAACUUUACGACAAGGUAUUUUCUGAGAAGCUUUUCCAAGAAAAGAAGGGAAACGUAAAGGAUGAAUCCGCGAAAGUUGCUAUUUCCGAAGAAGUUCGUCAACAGCACAAAAAAGAUAUGACUGAUCUCGGUAUUAGUGUCGGUAUCGUUUUAUUGAUUGUAUUCAGUUGUGUGGGUAUUCUCUUUUACGUUCUUGGCUUAAGCUUUUCAAUUUCAGAUUUGAAGAAUUUAAAAUUGAUGUAA
Messenger RNA from Schizosaccharomyces osmophilus, 1398 nucleotides. RefSeq names its product farnesyldiphosphate:farnesyldiphosphatefarnesyltransferase (squalene synthase) Erg9 (gene erg9). The record is from RefSeq and is a predicted model, not a curated record. The transcript has a single exon. Bases 1 to 1398 code for a protein of 465 amino acids. NCBI's taxonomy places the organism in Eukaryota, Fungi, Ascomycota, Schizosaccharomycetes, Schizosaccharomycetales, Schizosaccharomycetaceae. Gene Ontology annotation, molecular function: squalene synthase [NAD(P)H] activity. Gene Ontology annotation, cellular component: endoplasmic reticulum membrane. Gene Ontology annotation, biological process: ergosterol biosynthetic process; farnesyl diphosphate metabolic process.